This is a messenger RNA of Eruca vesicaria subsp. sativa (arugula), 408 nucleotides long. Lineage: Eukaryota; Viridiplantae; Streptophyta; Magnoliopsida; Brassicales; Brassicaceae. The record is from the annotation of a GenBank genome assembly.
AUGCCCAAGGUCAUGGUUAUUGAGGCUAUAUCAACAACAGAUUAUGGAAUCAAUGUCGACAUUGAUGAGAUUUACGAAUAUAUCGAGGGGGAAUACGGCUACAAGAUCCUCGAUAUUACUUUGGAAAUCAUUGAUGAGGCCCAGAAUAGACCUCAUGACGCCGUUAUGGAAGCUAUAUCAACAAUCAAGAUGGAAGUUGUAUUGAUAUUGAUGGAUUUUACUAGUUUGUCGAGGAAGCAGUUGGAACACGGGCUCACUAGACGUGUUUCUCAAUACAUACUAGAGAAGGUAGGAACCGGCUACGAGAUUCUCGAUGUUACUCCUGAGAAACUACAUGAGUUAAAUGAGGCAGCAGAAAAAUCAGUCGCAAUGUCUGAUCAGAAAGAUUUAGAAGCGAAAGAGGCAUAG